This is a messenger RNA of Danio aesculapii, 5972 nucleotides long. RefSeq lists its product as uncharacterized. NCBI's taxonomy places the organism in Eukaryota, Metazoa, Chordata, Actinopteri, Cypriniformes, Danionidae. The transcript is spliced from 15 exons. Bases 134 to 2275 code for a protein of 713 amino acids. Gene Ontology annotation, biological process: cytoplasmic microtubule organization. The record is from RefSeq and is a predicted model, not a curated record. Gene Ontology annotation, molecular function: microtubule plus-end binding. Gene Ontology annotation, cellular component: microtubule plus-end; nucleus; cytoplasm.
GAAGUGAAUCCGAACAAAUCGAAGGGGGUGAAACCUGAAGAAGAUAAAAUGAAAACAUGAUUACGAAGCUGACAACCGAGCUAGAGAAACUACGGUUUUACAUUUCAUAAAAGAAACAGGUGGCGAGGGGGAAAUGACCAAGGAGGAUGUGCUGAGAGAGUCUUCAGAAGGAGACUCUGUCCUGGGUUGCUACAGCUUCAUUCCCCGUAAUUCUGACCGACCGGUAAUCCAUCAGGUUGCAUCAGCGCCUAUGCCUUCAGAUUGCGAGUUCUCUUUCUUUGACCCGAAUGAUCCUCUAUGUCAGGAGGUUCUGCAGGAUCCCCAAACCACCGUUCCAGAGCUCUUUGCCGUCCUCAGGCAGUGGGUUCCCCAAGUUCAGCGGAAUAUUAGUAUCAUUGGUAAUGAGAUUCUGAAGCGAGGAUGUGGAGUCAAUGACAGAGAUGGUCUCACGGACAUGACGUUGCUUCACUACUGCUGCAAGGCAGGAGCACCUGGCAUAGGUGAUGCUGAGAGCGCCGCCGGUUUCGCCCGUCAGCUGUUAUCAUUGGGAGCCGAGCCAUCUUUACGCAGCCGUUGGACAAACAUGAACGCUCUCCAUUAUGCUGCGUAUUUCGACGUCCCUCCUCUUAUUCAAGUGGUUCUGCAGGCAUCACAGCCGGGAGAGGUGGAUUCCACCUGCAGUGAUUUUGACUUCGGCACUGCUCUGCACAUCGCCGCCUCAAAUCUGUGCACCUCUGCUGUCAGAUGUCUGCUGGAACUGGGAGCCAACCCUGGAUUUAGGAACGACAAGGGUCAGUGUCCAGCUGAUGUUGUUCCGGAGCCUCUGGACAUGCCUCUGGAAAUCGCUGAUGCCGCAGUCCAGGCUAAAGAGCUGCGCACACUGCUGCAGGAGGUGCUCCCCAGGCCUGAUGCUCCUCUUUCUCUCCUGCCUGCACCACCUUCAGGUGUCCUCUCAGACAAAGCUCGUGCACAGCUUUCAAGCAUGGGCCUUCACCUCGGAGACAAAGUCGUCAUCGCUGGUCAAAAGGUCGGGUCUCUGCGAUUUUGCGGCAGUACGGAGUUUGCUGGUGGUCUAUGGGCUGGAGUGGAGCUUCAACAACCGGUGGGCAAGAAUGACGGAUCGGUAGCUGGUGUUCAGUACUUCACCUGCCCCAUUAAACAUGGAAUAUUCGCCCCUCUUUCUAAAGUCAGCAAGCUCUCUGAACAUCGAAAACACAGUCCUCGACAGCCCUGCGUUCCUGUCCCCCACCCAAGACGGAUUGACUUGGCGCGGGUUACAUCCAAGGUCAACACAGGUCUUCUUUCACGCAGUUGUUCCACUUCCUCUUCCUCUUUGGACUCCAGACAAACUUCUAGACGACCACCACGUCCACUCCCACGGCAAAGACCACCACUGCAUCCAUGGCAGGAGCGGGUUGCUCCAAGCACCAGAUCUACGCUUGCCCCAUCCCGUUCCCUCACCUCCACCCCACACUCGGGAAUUGCUCGCAGUAGAACCCCUUCAGCAAGCAGCACAGCACAUGAGAGCCCUGAGGUGCAUUUGGGCGAGCGAGUAUUGGUGGUGGGACAAAGAACAGGAGUUGUACGAUUUUACGGCAAGACCAGUUUUGCUCCAGGAUUUUGGUUGGGGAUUGAGUUGGACAAGCCGAGCGGAAAGAAUGACGGAUCAGUUGGAGGAGUACGAUACUUCAGCUGUCCUCCCAAACACGGAGUCUUCGCUCCACCCUCACGAGUUCAGAGGAUUCAUGGCUCAGUGGACUGUCUGUCAGAGCUGUCCUCGUCUCGGAUGAACUAUUCCUUCACAGGUAUUCGCCGCACUUUCAGCACCUCCUCAGCCAUUGCCACACAGAGAGAACCAAGUCGCAAAGCUCAAGCAAGCAGGAACCGUUCCAAUAAUUUGCGUCGCCGCUGGAGCACAGUCAGCGCUGGCUGGGGUGCAUCAAGGGCAAACAGCAGCGCUGGCCCAGGGCCUAUUCGAGUGGGUGGCACCACCAGUUGUCCUGGCUCAGAUGGCACUGUCAAACUCCACCUGGGCAUGCAGGUCUUGCUAAUUAGCGCCAAUGAGAUGGCCACCAUCCGCUACAUUGGCACAGCUGAAUUUGCCCCUGGCCUCUGGCUGGGCCUUGAGCUGCGAAGCCCGAAAGGAAAAAACGACGGUUCUGUGGGCAGCCGACGCUACUUCAGCUGCCGACCUGGCCACGGGGUUCUGGUGCGACCCAGCAGGGUCACAUACCGCGGUAUCAACGGAGCCAAGCUGGUGGAUGAAGGCAGCUGAGACCACCACACUCCAAAAACAUGGGCUUCCCGUCUCUCCACCCAUCUGGCUUUUAUUUCCUGGGAUUUGUUUUCACAUUUCGGCCAAACUGAGCAGACUUUUUUUAGUCUUUCUCUCUAGCUGCACUAAGAUUGAGAUGUUUAUAGCUGAUAAACAGUUUAAUAUAUUUUCCCGAACUAACUAAAUGUUAUGUUUGAGAUGUAUUGCAUUUUAAUUCUUCUGAGGUUUGACUUCAGAUCCAUCUGUUGAAGUAAACAGCAAACUCUGAGCACUUUAAUAAAAGUAUGUGGGCGAGGACAAUGACUUGAACAGCAGGAUUUAAGAAGUUCAGACAAUUUAAUAACUUCAAUAACUGUGACUAUAUCAGCUCCUCAAAUCCCCUCAGAAGAGAGCUCGAAAGGAUAAAGCGUAGCUUCGACUCGUUUAGACAGGUGUAAGUCUCUUCAGAAAAUGGCACUUAUGUUCAGAAACUUUUCAUCUUAUUGCCAGAGAAGUUACAAAUAAAUAAUAAGCACUUUAAAAUCAUUGUAAUCUAAGAUCUAACCAGCUGAGAUUGUACUUGAUUGUUCCACACUGUUGCAGUUGUUACUGCUAAAAGGCAUAUGGUGCAUUGAAGUCAUGUAGACUAAAUCAUAUUUACAUGUUUGUUGCACCUAAUAUUCGUUUUUGACGAAUGGGAAAUUUGAAUAUUUGCUUUUGUCAGUGAGAAACAUGGCAGAUUCAGUGAUUUAUGAUUAUAUUAGAAUUAUAUAUACAGUUGAAGUCAAAAUUAUUAGCUCUCCUGUGAAAUACUUAAUAGAGAGAUUUGUUUUUGUCACAUUUUUAAACAUAAUAUUUUCUCAAACUAAUUUCUAAUAACUAAUUUAUUAUAUCCAUUUCAAGAUGGUGCCAGGAUGUUUGCCGGUUUAAUCGGCUGGUCCUUGUUCCUUGUUACCAGUUUCAUCUCGUGCAUUGUUCUCUCCACUCUCAUCUAAAAAAUCUGAUGAGCGUAUUGCACGCUGGUUAUGCCGCAUGUUUUUGUCGUUGUACUCUGUGCGCUGUUAAGUCAGUCGCGUCUUUAUCAUUCUCCAAUCAAACGAUAGCUAAGGCGGAGUUUCCAUUGAGUUGACUGCAGUGUUUGUGUUGUCAAGACAACUACAGAGACUUUUGAAGAUAGAGGAAAGACUAGUGGUUACUGUUUUUUCACAUGACUUCACAAAUUUUGAAUAUCACAAUAUUAUUAAAUAUUAAAAUGAUAUCAAUAUCAAUAGCAACACUCACGCACAAUAUGCAGCUGAUUUAGUCAUUACCUUGCAACACAAUUUUUUUAUUUCACUAGGCAAUGACUGAAUCUGCUGCGUAUUGUGUGCGAGUAAAGUCGUACAGCUCUGGAUAACUCAAAACAGCAACCACUAGUCUCUCCUCCAUUUUCAGAAGUCUCUAAAGUCAUCUUGACAACACAAACACUGCUGUCACCUUAACAGAAACCCCACCUCUGCUUUCAUUUGAUUGGUCAAUGAAAAAGACGUGACUAACGUAGCAUGCUUUUUCCACUCAGAGUUGACUUUUUUUCAUGUGCGAGUGCGCAACGGCAAAAACGUGAGGCACAGCAGGCGGUUAAAGCACGAGGUGCUCAGGGCACAUAAGCAGUGCGCAGAAAAACGCUCACUGCCAUUAGUAAACAAUUCAAAAGAUGUAACGCAAAAGGUGUGAUCAGCCCCUAUUCUCCCUCUACAUACUUCCUUCAAGUUUUUAUUCAUUAUCUUUUUUUGAACGAGGAUUCUCAAGGCUAUGUGUAGUGGGGUAAAAAUAUUGACCUUUAAAUUGUUUUAAAAAAGAAAGAAAUAAGACUAAGAAUAAGAUUAUAAGAAAUACAGUGAAAAUGUAAUUACUCCGUUAAACAUUAAUUGUGAAAUAUUUGAAAAAGAACACAAAUUUACAAAUAAUAAUAAUAAUAAUAAUAAUAAUAUUAAUAAUUAUUAUUAUUAUUAUUAAUAUUAUUAUUAUAUUAGCAUAUAUAGAUCAAUAGAUGGAUAUCAUUCAGUUCAGAAGUUCUUAUCUGCGACAGUGCGAACACACGUUAACGGUCACACACCUCCAUCAAGUGUGCAUUUAUACUGAAAAAAACAAUGAAAAUGUAGUGCAUUGGGAUGUAAAAACAUGCUGUGUGUGAAAUGACCGCUUAAUUAGGUUUUUUUGUUGUUGUUUUGCUCUUGCUUGAGAGAUUCAUUAUAGAAAUUUUUGUCAUUUUUAUCUGUGAUCAAAGAUGCAUUAAAGUUUAUGAAAGCAUUUUUUUGACAAUUUUGAGCUAAAUUUGACAAACUAUAAAUCAUUAUUAUUAUUAUUAUUAUUAUUAUUAUUAUUAUUAUUAUUAUUAUUAUCAUAUAUAGAUCAGAAGGUGGAAUUCGUGAAAUUAUGACAUUCUUACCUGUGACAGAUUGAACAUGUUAACGGUCACACCUCCAUCAAGUGUGCAUUUACACUGAAAAAAAAAGUUGUUAUUGUAGUGCAUUGCUAUGAAAAAAAAACAUGUUGUUUGUGAAAUGAACUCUUAAUCAGUUAUUUGUUUUUCUCUUGAUUGAGAGAUUCCUUAUUUAAACUUUAGUCACUUUUAUCAAUGAUCAAAGAUGUAUUAAAGUCUGUUAAAGCUAAUAAUUUUGACAAACUAUAAAUCAUUAUUAUUAUUAUUAUCAUUAUAUGUAGAUCAGUAGUUGGAAUUCAUGGAAUUAUGACAUUCUUAUCUGCGACAGCCUGAAUACACGUUAACAGCCACACACAUCCAUCAAGUGUGCGUUUACAUUAAAAAAACAUUGUAAAUGUAGUGCAUUACUAUAAAAAAAACAUGGUUUAUGUGAAAUGAACCCUUAAUCAGUUGUUUGUGUUCCUCUUGACUAAGAGAUUCCUUAUAGAAACUUUAGUCACUUUUAUUAUUAAUCAAAUUGUAAUCAAAAGUCUAUGAAAGAUUAUACCCAGACCAAACCAUGAAGUCUAAAUCAAGCUACCAUUAGUACUUUGAGCAUAUAUCACAGACAUUUUUGUGACUUUUGUUUUCGAUGAUGUAGAGUCUUUAAUAGCAGAUCAAACAAUUGUUAAGAACAUUGAAUUUAGAAGUUAUUUAUAUUAGAUAAUGAAAUACUGGAUGAGAGUCUGAAAAUUAUUGCUUAUCAUUUGUGGGUGUUUGUUCGUAUUUAUUAGUUUUUUUUUUUUUGUUUGUUUUUUUAAUUGAAGGAUUUUUUGGAUUGAUUUAUUUUGUUAUUCACAGUUACGUAGCAAGCUUUUUAAUUCUGCAAUGUCUAGAGUUUAAAUGCAGGAAUCAGAGAAGAAUGAUUCCUUGAUGAUCAUUUUGCACUAAUGAUGAAAUGAAUGAAAAGACAUUGUUUUGGAACAUUUCAGACAUUCAUAUCAGAAACUCUGGAAGGAGAAAUACUUGGGGGGUGAAAAAUUACAACGAGCUAACGUUUUGUCAGAAAGACUAUAACUGAAAAGGGUUAUAAAAUGAGACAAUUUCCAAUACAAGUUGGAGACUUAUUGCACAUUUCAGCUGGUUUCCACAGGGGUGUUUUGUACUAUCUGUAAAUGAUCUGCUUAGCAGUGUGUUUGGGUGUAUAUUUUGUGUGAAUUUAAAUGUAAUCUUGUAGCAGUGACAUGCAGAUCUUUGAAUUACUCAGUGUAAUUUGCAAGGAAUGUCCGCUGAUUACAAUAAAAAGGUUAUAAUAUA